AGAGAUUUGACGGUGGGACACUCCUGUACAUGGACCAUCACUGCAAUCCGCCUGCGAGCACACACACGCAUGUAAUGCCUCGGUGAAAUUUGGACGUACACGGUGGAGAAAACACGCAUGUGAAUAUUUUAUUUUUGCAUGUCAGGAGAGGAGGAACUAGUCGCCGGGUCCGCGGCUGUUUGUCUUUUCUUAUCGCUUCUCCCCCCCUAUGUCACUCUAAUUAAUCGGAGGCAUGUGGAAUCGCACAAGGAUUAGGAAUUGCUUCCCAAUAGUGUGCCUGCUGUUGACGUUAUGGACGGAGGUGUCCCAGUCAACCGGCUAUUUCGAGCUGCAGCUGAUCUCCGUGGAGAAUGUAAACGGCGAGUUGGCGGACGGGGAGUGCUGCGACGGCUCCAGGAGCUCCAUGGACCUGCGCUGCACCCAAGACGAGUGCGACACUUACUUCAAAAUCUGCCUGAAGGAGUACCAGAUGGAGGUCACCACCACCGGCCUGUGCACGUUCGGAGCUGGAACUACGCAAGUUCUCGGUGGAAAUAUGUUUUCUUUUAAGGGAGCGAAGAAUAAUCCGAAUAAGAUCGACGAAGGAGGCAAGAUUUUGAUCCCUUUCCAGUUCGCCUGGCCGCGGACGUACACGGUGAUCGUAGCAGCCUGGGACUGGGACAACAGCACACGCAACAUUGAUGAUGAGCUGCUGAUCGAGCGCAGCAUCCACACCGGUAUGAUCAACCCCGGAGACCCCUGGCAGACCAUCCUGCACGACGGACCCGUGGCUCGCAUCGUCUACCGCAUCCGAGUGCGCUGCGACGAAAACUACUACAGCAACAAGUGCAACAAGCUGUGUGUUCCUCGGGACGAUUACUUUGGACACUACCGCUGCGAGCCGUCGGGAGCCCAGCUGUGCCUCGACGGCUGGAUGGGCUCAGACUGCAGGACAGCAAUCUGCAAGCAAGGCUGCGACCUGUUACAUGGCAGCUGCUCCGUCCCAGGGGAAUGCAAGUGUAACUACGGCUGGCAGGGGCAGUUCUGUGAUGAAUGUGAGCUGUACCCGGGGUGCGUUCAUGGGACCUGCAACGUCCCGUGGCAGUGCAGCUGUGAGAGGAACUGGGGCGGCCUGCUGUGCGAUAAAGAUCUGAAUUACUGCGGUCGGCACCACCUUUGUGUGAACGGAGGAACCUGCAUGAACACAGAACCAGACGAGUUCCACUGCUCCUGUCCUCAGGGAUACUCCGGCAAGACCUGUCAGAUCGCUGAGCACGCCUGUGUUUCCAAUCCUUGCGCUAACGGCGGUUCAUGCCACGAGGUUCCUUCAGGGUUCAAGUGCCACUGUCCACCAGGCUGGGAGGGUCUGACCUGUGCCAACAAUUUGGACGAGUGUGCGUCCAGUCCAUGUGCUCAGGGAGGAACCUGUGUCGACCUGGAGGACGGCUUUGAGUGUGUGUGCCCUCCGCAGUGGAAGGGAAAGACCUGCCAGAUAGAUACAAAUGAGUGUGCAGGAAAGCCCUGCGUGAACGCUUACUCUUGCAAAAAUUUGAUUGGCGGCUAUCACUGCGACUGUUUUCGGGGAUGGUCCGGACAAAACUGUGAAAUCAACAUCAACGGCUGCCAUGGUCAGUGCCAGAACGGAGCAACAUGCAAGGAGGGCCAGAGGAGUUACCACUGCCAGUGUCCUCCAGGCUUUGUAGGCACUCACUGUGAAAUCCAGAGGAACAAGUGUGAGAGCAGACCGUGUCAGAACGGAGGACAGUGCCACGCCGUGCUGGACGGCUUCGUGUGUCAGUGCCCACCGCAGUUUGCUGGACAGCUGUGUGAGAUCUCUGGCUGGACCCCCUCAGAUGCAUGUGAUCCGAACCCCUGUGAGAACGAGGCCCAGUGCCACAGCAUGGAGCAGGACUUCUACUGCGCCUGCCCCGAAGGCUUCAAGGGGAAAACCUGUGAGCGUCUGAAGGAGAACUGCCAGACCGCCCUGUGUCAAGUGAUUGACAGCUGCACUGUUGCUGUGGCGACCAACGACUCAGCCGGAGUGCGUCACAUCUCCUCAAACGUCUGCGGGCCGAGAGGACGAUGCAUCAGCCAGCCCACCGGAAACUUCUCCUGCUUCUGUGACCCGGGCUUCAGCGGCAUCUACUGCCAUGAGAACAUCAACGACUGCACCAGCAACCCCUGUGGGAACGGAGGGACCUGCAUUGAUGGAGUGAACUCGUUUCAGUGCGUCUGUCCCGAUGGUUGGGAGGGUCGACUCUGUGACCUCAAUGUCAACGAGUGCAGACACAACCCGUGUAAGAACGGCGGGCGCUGCGUGGAUCUGGUGAACGACUUCUACUGCGAGUGUGCCGACAACUGGAAGGGCAAGACCUGCCAUUCCCGUGAGAGCCAGUGUGACGCGACCACCUGCAGUAACGGAGGAACCUGCUACGACCACGUAGACGCUUUCCGCUGUGCCUGCCCUCCUGGAUGGGGAGGAAACACCUGCAACACAGCCAAGAACAGCACAUGCGCCUCCAGUCCUUGCUCCAACAGUGGGACCUGUGUGGGAGGAGGAGACACUUUCACCUGCAUCUGCAAAGAGGGCUGGGAAGGCCCCACCUGCGGCCAGAAUAUAAACGACUGCAACCCUCAUCCAUGUUAUAAUGGCGGUAUCUGUGUGGACGGAGUCAACUGGUUUCGGUGUGAGUGCGCUCCUGGGUUCGCCGGACCAGACUGCAGAAUCAACAUAAACGAGUGCCAGUCUUCGCCCUGUGCUUACGGUGCCUCCUGUGUGGACGAGAUCAACGGUUUCCGCUGCAUCUGUCCACUCGGUAGAACAGGAGCCCGAUGCCAAGAGUUUAUAGGUAUUGGGAAGACUUGCCGCUUUGCUGGGCUGCAGUUUCCACAUGGCAGUCACUGGGAGGAGGACUGCAACAGCUGCCAUUGCAUCAAUGGCAAAGUGGAAUGUACAAAGGUGCUGUGUGGUCGUCGUCCCUGCCGGCUCCAGACUUCAGGCUCAGAUCAGAGACAUCAGUCCUGCCCGGCUGGACGCCAGUGUCUGGAUCACAGCUACCUCACCUGCUUCUCCCCCCCUUGCCAUCAGUGGGGGGUUUGCUCCAUGACAGGAGCCUCACCUCCAAAAGCAACCACCAAGUGCCAGCCAAACACCGGGCAUUUGGAUAACAGCUGUGGCCGCAUAACACUCCUUUUCAACAAAGACAAAGUACCAACAGGAACAACAGUGGAGAACAUAUGCCAUGAGCUAAGGUAUCUUCCUGAUACCCGAGGUUUGGCAAAGGACCACUCCCUUCUCCUGCUGUGUGACCUCUCUCAGUCGGAUCAGGAUGCUGUAGAGGUGGCUAUAUCUUUCCAUCCAGAGGAUCUUCCCGACCACAGUCUUAUCCGGGAGGCAGCCAGCGCUAUAGUGGGCACGUUGUCCAAGCGGCACAACAGCACCGUGAUGUUGGCUGUCAUUGAGGUCAAAGUGGAAACACCAGUCAUGCCCCCCUCAGUCGAUUACCUGGUGCCUCUUCUAUGUGGGAUCUUCUGCUCGCUCUGCCUCUUCUGCAUCAUCGUAUCUGUUUGGUGGACGCGCAAACGGAGAAAAGAGCGUGAGAGGAACACAGCCUCCGAUGAUAACGUGAACAACCAAUGGCAGCCGCUUCGGCUCGUUGUUGGACGUCAGCAGCAGCAGCAGCAGCAGGCGCUGAAGGAAAACAACAGGGACGCCGAGCAGGAGCGCAAAAAGCUCAUGGGCCCCUCCUAUCAGACGUGUGACGAGGGGGAGGAGGAGGAGGAGGAGGAAGAGACGGAAGGCGAGCUUGAACUCGAGGAGGAGUGUGGUGGAGCAGAGGCGGGGAAGCAGCCAGUUUAUAAGUACUCUAAGACUGCAUCGCAGUCCAGUGGGGAAGUGAUCUGUACCAUGCACAGCUCCAGCUCAUCCCUCAAAGCGCCCCACCGGACCCCAGGCUACAGCCCCAAAGACAACCGCUGGAAAAAUGUCAGUGCCGUCUUCACUGGUCAAAAAGACCUCAAAGACCAUUGUGUAUUAGAAAUGUAAACAAAGGACUCGUGAUGUGGAAGUGAGAGAAGCAGCAAGGCAGCGGCUAUUCUUAUUUUCGGACUUCUUUUUGAAAGAAAAAAGGCUUUGUGUUUUAUAAGUCUUUCUUUGCUUUGUUUUCAUGUUUUUUUCACUGUUACCUGAAAUUAGUUUUGCUUCAGGAGGCUGGAGCACAGUGAACAUCCUAAUUUGCUUCUGUUCAUUUAUUUUUCUUUGAUUAUGUACAGAAGGAGCUGAAAUGUAACACUUUUUCACGAGGCUCUCUGCAUUUUUUGUUUAUGGAGUUAUACCAUUUAUGAAACGAUGAAUCAUCGGAAAGGAGAAAAAAAGAAACCUGUAUAAAGACUUUUUUUUGUUUACAGAUUAUGAUUUUGUUUAAUUGUCAGCGGGCUCCUGUUCAGUGUCUGUGGUGGGGCAGAUACACUUUAAAGGGACAGUAAAGCAACGUCUUUGAGGGAAACGGACUGUUGCAGCCACAGUAACAGAGAAACCCUCCUUUGCUCUGUCUCUUCCCGGCUUUGCCCGCCGAUCCACCUGUGGCCGUCAUGCGCCAGCCUUACCAAAACACUUGGCCUGGAGGGGAGAGGGGACAGAAACCCCAGUGCCUACUAUGUGGCCUUCCAUUUGUGUUCUCCUGUCUCUCAGUUGUCUUGGCUGAAAGCUCUGUUUGAGGAUUUUUUUGCAGUAUUUGAGUUGGUAGCAAGUGCCUUUCCAAGAGCCGCCGUGUUCAGGCUCCGAGUCGCGCUGCCCAGUUUGACCUCCUUGUUCUCAAAUCUCAAAGGGAUAUAAGUGUACAUCUAGAGAGUUCAAUUUCACAGCAACGCCAUUCGAGGUAUUUGAUCAAAACAGAAAUGAAUACUCUGUAUAUAUGUGUAAAUACUAAAGGAGUCGCUGUGUAUAUUUGAAAUAAGUAACUUAAAGACAAGUCACACAUUUUUAUUAUUAUUAUUAUUGUUUAUAAUUAUUAUGAUUAAUAUUAUUUUUAUUUUUUUUACAACGCCAUUCCUUUUAUUUAUGCCAGUCGAAAUAGGCACGUUUUAUAACACUUCAUAUCCAGAGUCCCACAGUUAAGAACCUUUACAGUGAGGUACCACCUAUGAAGGACUUUCUGAAGGGUUUAGAAAUGGUAAGCAAUGAGGACCCCUUUUUUUUUUUUUUUGACUGUCACAUCAACAGUUGUUGCUACUUCUUUAGCGCUUUUAAGUUACAGCAAAUCAGUGAGGCUUUUCAACACCAGACACUUACCAUAACAAUAAAUGACCAAAAGAUUACUACUUCCAUUUCAUGUUUAAUAAUAAAACCCGAUUUUUCAUGGAUGUAUUUGGUAAUCAUUACUAGAUUUGGUCGUGAUCUUAAACUUCCGUUUUUUUGAUUGACCUUAGUCGACAGUUGGACAGAAGAAAUUAUGGUCUUUGUAAUUGUUUUGCACUUAACUUUCUCUAUUGAAGGAAACCUUUAUUAGGAACAGGAAGAUGUAUAAAUGAUUAUUCCGGUUCCUAAUAUUUCAUAAUUGCAUUGCAAGAAUUUUAACCCAGUCGUAUUUGAACUGGUAGUCAAAAAUGUAUCAAAGGGCAAAACACUGUUGUCACUGCUUUUUAUUGACAGAAAGUAGAUUUUCUGCCCAUUCAAAGCAGAGCAGGCGUCUACUUGGAAAUUAUUUGUUUGAUUCUAUUAUUACUUUUACUUUAGUAAUUUUUUUCCCUUUUCUAAUACAAGAUGUAUCACUGAUUUUGGUUGUUAAAUCAUGAUUUGGUAUUUAGAAAAUUCAGAGAGUUCUAGGCAGGCAGUGUUGCAAAACUGCCAAUAUUUAUAGCCUUAAAAAGUCCUCAAACUGUUUCUAAACCCGUCACAAACCCUUUUGUUUCAGGUGCCUUAAUGUAAUGCAUUAUUUGUGUAUCAAUGGUCAUCUUUUUAUGUUUUGUUUUCAAUAUUAAGGAAAGUAACUCUUUAAAACGUUGUGUGGUGUAUAGUGGCGUGUUUUAUUCGCCUGAGUAAAGUGCUCUCCUUGUGUCGCUUUGCUAUCACGGAGAUUUCUGGAAUAAAACACUUGAUGGACGGAGGUUAAAAAAAUUAAGCGGUCCACCAUGACUCUUUUGAGUGUCAUGCAUGUGGAUGUCAGUAGUUCAAUUGUUGAAUCAUGCAUUAGCUUCAUAUUUGGUUACACGGCUUUAAUGAAGGGAACAAUAUUUGCAGUUUUUUCUUUUCUACCUUGCAGGUGUGUUUUUUUUUUUUAAGUUACCAACUCAGUUCAAAAUGACCCGUUUUUCAUAUGUCACUGUCUCAAAAAGGCAUCGUAUUUUCUGUAAAUGGGACACAGCAAAAUAAAGAAUUAAAGAUGCAUCACUGCUGGUGUUAAAAGCUGAA
Messenger RNA from Trematomus bernacchii (emerald rockcod), 6388 nucleotides. RefSeq names its product jagged canonical Notch ligand 2b (gene jag2b). Gene Ontology annotation, molecular function: Notch binding; calcium ion binding. Lineage: Eukaryota; Metazoa; Chordata; Actinopteri; Perciformes; Nototheniidae. The record is from RefSeq and is a predicted model, not a curated record. Gene Ontology annotation, biological process: multicellular organism development; establishment or maintenance of epithelial cell apical/basal polarity; cell communication. Bases 233 to 4024 code for a protein of 1263 amino acids. Gene Ontology annotation, cellular component: protein-containing complex; plasma membrane. The transcript has 26 exons.